GAAGGCUCAGUUCACCGAUCAAAUGUCUUUGCCUUCCCACUUGUUUAAAUAUCUGUGUUCUUGUGGUCAGGCUCAAUUCCCCAACCGAUAUGGACCCAUGAAACAGGUGGCACGAAAGUCGAAAACUUUCCAUUAUCGUUUGUAGAUAUAGGCGGGCGGCAAGGGCAAGGUGUUCAAUUAUUAAGGAGAGACGAUGGAGAAGAAGUUCCUUACGGUGGCGCCUUUCGAGUGCGCUUGGCGAAAUGAUUUGAAGUUCCGGGAAGCUGGGAGGGGCUGCGUGGCUUUUGAAGCGUUUGCUCACAAUGAUGUCACGCUGGUGUUCCGGGAGAACGUGGGAAGUCAGCACUAUCAUUACAAGAAAGAUAAUUGUCCUCACUACACUGUCAUUUUGGGUAGUCAUAGGAAUAGGCGGUUGAAAAUUGAGGUGGAUGGGAAAACUGUGGUGGAUGUGGAGGGUGUUGGUCUCUGUUCUUCCUCUGCAUUUCAGAGCUAUUGGAUCAGUAUCUGUGAUGGUUUGAUCAGUAUUGGCAAGGGAAGGUACCCUUUUCAGAAUCUUGUCUUUCAGUGGCUAGAUUCGAAUCCGAAUUGUAGUGUUCGUUAUGUUGGCCUUAGUAGUUGGGAUAAACAUGUUGGGUAUAGGAAUGUCAGUGUAUUACCUUUAACUCACAACCAUAUAUCCUUGUGGAAGAAUUUGGAUUGCAAGGAGUACAUGCAUGAGGAAGCUGGCGAAGAGGAGUUGGAGGAUGAACGAACCGGGGGGCUUGAAAAUUUUCUUGAGAGCUGGGAACUAUCUGAUGUUCUUUUCGUUGUUGGUCCAGAAGAAAGGCAUGUACCAGCUCACAAGCCUAUUUUGGCAGCAUCUGGGAAUUUCCCUAUAUCAUCAGAAGACGUUCUCCACCUAAAGGGGAUAACUUACCCCGUUCUCCAUGCUCUACUUGAAUAUAUUUACACAGGUCGAACCCAGAUUUCAGAAUCGCAGCUUAGUUCCUUGAGAGCUCUAGGUUUACAAUUCGAAGUGAUUUCAUUAGUGAAGCAAUGCGAGGAGUCCAUGGAAAGAUUCAAGCUAAAUAAAAAGCUGUUUGACUCGGGCAAAUGUGUAGAAUUAUCAUACCCAUGCAGUAGGCCACAGUGUUGGACAGCCUUCCCGUUUGGAGUUCCCAUCAAUGUCCUGAGGCUUAGGCAAUUGCAUUCAACUAACAAGUACAGUGAUGUUAACAUCUAUAUUGAAGGUCAUGGCCUUAUUGCCCAGUCGCAUAAAAUUAUUCUCAGUUUAUGGAGUCUCCCAUUUGCAAAGAUGUUCACAAAUGGAAUGUGUGAAACAAUUUCCUCAGAGGUUCUUUUGAGAGACAUAUCACCAGAAGCGUUUCAAGCUUUGCUUGAGUUCAUGUAUAGUGGGGAACUCAAUUUAGAAGCUACCAUGGAUUCUGGUGCCUUGUUACUCCAACUUUUUCUGUUGGCUGAUCAAUUUGGAGUCACUCUUCUUCAUCAGGAAUGCUGCAAAAUGCUUUUAGAAUGCCUAUCAGAGGACUCGGUCUGUCUGAUGCUUCAAGUGAUUUCAUCAAUUCCCUCAUGUCAACUUAUUGAAGAAACUUGUGAGACGAACUUUUCUAUGCACUUUGACUAUUGCACAACUGCAAGCAUUGACUUCGUUUUGUUAGAUGAUGCAACCUUUAGAAAUAUCAUUCAGCAUCCAGAUUUGACUGUAACAUCUGAAGAGAAGGUUCUCAAUGCAAUCUUAAUGUGGGGUGCGAAAGCAAAGGAAGUGUGUGGUUGGGAGGUGGUGGAUGAGAUGAUGACAUAUUCAACCGCAGAAGCUCUUUUUGGGGAUAGGCUGCAGACAGUAAAUGACCUUCUACCACUUGUUCGAUUUGUGCUGCUGCCUUUGUCCUUGCUUGAGAAGUUACAGAAGAACAACAUUAGCAGGCAUAUGUCUAUGUUUAAUAACCUUGUCAAGGAGGCCAUCAAUUAUAUCGAGCAUGGAUUGACAAGACCGGAAAACGAGCACAACCUGAGAAUCCAACAUAGGCGAUCUAGUUAUAAGGAGCUCCAGUACAUAUGUGAUGGGGACAGCAAUGGAGUCCUGUACUUUGCAGGUACAUCAUAUGGAAAACAUCAGUGGGUUAAUCCUGUUCUGGCGAAGAGAAUUACAAUUACAGCUAGCAGUCCCCCUUCUAGGUUCACUGAUCCCAAGGUUUUGGUCUCAAGAUCUUACCAGGGAACAUCCUUCGCUGGGCCACAGAUUGAAGAUGGGCGGAAUAACACCUGGUGGAUGGUCGACAUUGGUGCAGAUCAUCAGCUGAUUUGCAACUACUACACCUUGAGACAUGAUGGCUCCAGAGCACACAUGAGAUAUUGGAAUUUCCAGGGAUCUCUGGAUGGGAAGACGUGGACAAAUCUGAGAGUACACGAGAAUGACCAAACUAUAUGCAAGCCGGGGCAGUUCGCAUCAUGGCCAGUUACAGGACCAAAUGCUCUACUUCCGUUCAGAUUCUUUAGGGUUGUUCUGACUGGACCUACAAUGGAUGCUUCAAACCCUUGGAAUUUCUGCAUUUGCUUUUUAGAACUCUAUGGCUACUUCCACUAAUCUAUAACAUCUUACGAAUCUGAUGGGAACCUUCAUUCCCAUUUGUCCAAAUAAUAUCUGUACAUGUAUACGUGUAAUAGUUAAAACUGUUCCAAUAAAUCAAUGGAACUUCAGUUGUUCACCA
This is a messenger RNA of Rosa rugosa (rugosa rose), 2708 nucleotides long. Its product is annotated as BTB/POZ domain-containing protein At2g30600. The transcript is spliced from 13 exons. Gene Ontology annotation, molecular function: protein binding. Lineage: Eukaryota; Viridiplantae; Streptophyta; Magnoliopsida; Rosales; Rosaceae. Bases 194 to 2584 code for a protein of 796 amino acids. The record is from RefSeq and is a predicted model, not a curated record.